Messenger RNA from Acytostelium subglobosum LB1, 2535 nucleotides. RefSeq lists its product as hypothetical. Lineage: Eukaryota; Evosea; Eumycetozoa; Acytosteliales; Acytosteliaceae. The transcript has 5 exons. Gene Ontology annotation, cellular component: mitochondrial inner membrane. The record is from RefSeq and is a predicted model, not a curated record. Gene Ontology annotation, molecular function: RNA binding. Bases 1 to 2535 code for a protein of 844 amino acids.
AUGCUCAAGUCAAGCAACAGUGUACAUUGGUCCAGGACACUGAAUGCAUGGAGAAGCAUACGCUCAUCAUCCUCAUCAACAACAUCAACGUCAUGUCCACUGUUGGUACGACCACUUCUACAAAGACAUCACUUUGGUCGUGAUGUACAUAGUAUACAUAGAUGUCCUGCAUUGACAAUGAUCAAUGUUAACAACACUUCAUCAUCAUCAUUGAUGUCCUCGACAACAGGUCGAAGAUACGUAUACACACCGCCAUCAUGGGAGACAGACCUCCAGAAGAAGUUACAAGACACAGUCACCUCCACGCAAGAGCAGCUACAGGAUGAGAAGGGGAAGAAUCAACUCGAGGGCAUCUUAUGGGUCAGCAACUUGUACCCGAUCAAGAUAUCAAGGCUGGACUUCCGGUCGUUGCUGUUCAAGAUACCAAUCACACAGAAGUUGAUGGCCAUCUUCCCAGAGGACAUUGAAGUCAUAUCGAUUGAGAAGCGACUGAAGGAGGGUGGCGCUUAUGUGCACUUCCGCAAGAAGAACCCGGCAGAGGGCGAGACUAUAGAGUCGCUGGCAGCAGAGCUCAGUCAGCGUUUUGUCGACGCCGACACACACUUCCACAUGGCAUCAUCGCCCGCACGCGCAAUACUCGUGCUUGGUCAACCGUUUGUCGAGGACAUUGACGACAGACUGCCAUCAUUCAUACUCAAAGUCUAUUGCAAGGGCGCCGAGCUCAACGUAGACGACAUAUUCAGAUUGUUGAGACCCUAUGGCCACAUUGUACAUAUCGAACGGCCAACAGAGACUCCAAAAGAUGGACAAAAGUAUACACUUGUCGCGUUCUCCAAGGUGGAAGGCGCGAUCGCAGCCAGGAACUGUCUGCACAACAAGUACUUCCCAGACCUCGGCACGACCUUCAUCAUGACAUAUGAGAGCAUGAGAACCAUUGUAAAGAUUAGAGAUGUUAUAACGAACAAUCCCAAGUUCAUGAUCCCACUGAUUGGUGUGUUGGCCACACUGAUCACAUUGUUCCUGUUCGAUCCAUUGCGCAAGUACUACAUGAACAAGUCGCUGUCCACUCCGCUCUUCUUUGAUGAGGUCGAGGAGUGGCAGACACGUUACGAGGAGAAGCUGCUCGACUCGCACUUCAACUACCCUCCCAACUCUAUUGUGAUGAUCAGCGCGCCAAAGGGCAGCGGCAAGUCAAGUCUGAUCGACAAGACUCUCGAGGGUCGUCAGAACACCCUGUUGGUGGACUGCAGCGCAGAGGUCAACAGCUCUGACGAGGAGUUCAUCGAGAACCUGUCCAAGGACAUUGGCUUCUUCCCAUCGUACGGUCUGUACACCAACGCACUCGGCUGGAUGGACGCCGUCCUGCCAUCAUCAGGCAAGGGUGGCCUACACCAGUCCACUGCCGGCCAGCUGCAGACCAUCCUCAAGCUGCUGGACCAGUGUCUGGAGGAGAAGGCCGUCACCUUCCCUGAGGAUCCACAUCAAGCCUUCCCCUAUCCAUUGAUUGUCAUUGAUGGAUUCUUUGGUGCCAUCUCCGCCAUUGAGAGCAAGGAGAAGGCUCGUGCCAUCUCAGACGCCGUCAUCCAGUGGUCCAUCACGACCACACUCAAGGGCAAUGCCCAUGUUGUAUUCAUAAGUAGUGAUCCAUUCGCCGGUGAUGUACUAAAGAAGUACUUGGAGAACAGAGGCGGACAGUCUCUUACAAUUCACUUGGGCGAUGUACCACCAAACAGCGCAAAGAACUAUAUUAGACAUAGAUUGGGAAGAGACCUUAGCGAAGGAGAGUACUCCUCAAUCAUUGAUACGCUGGGCGGAAGAUACUCAGACCUCAACUACCUCUCACAGCGCAUGACAUCGGGCGAGCCUGUCAGGGCAGUACUCAACUCGAUGGUAGCCAGAGCAGUAGGCGACAUCAGAUCCGAUGGAUUCGGUCUGUCUAGAAAGGACGAUGACAAGGGCAAGGGUGGCGUACAACUGAAAUGGACGAGGACACAAGUGUGGGAAACGAUCAAGCGUGUGGCGCAAUCCAAGCUGGUCAGCUACGAUGACCUGCUGUUCAACGUGUUCAACGGUGACGAAACGGCAUUGAACAACAUCAUCACAUCAGGCAUCCUCGGCUUUAGCUCGCACAACAACGAACGAGUUGUAACGGCCUACUCACCACUAUACAAUGCAGCCUUCAAGCAGAUGGUUGAAGACAUUGAGUUCUGUGUUGGAAUGGACAUAUUUACACAAAAGGCCAGGAUCGAUGAGGAGAUGACAAAGUUGAACAAGGUGGAGGAGGAGCUCAUCAAGCUAAAGACACUGUCGUCCAGCAAGUGGUUCGAAGGCGACACUGUCAAAGUCAGGCGACAGUUGCUCGAGGAGAAGAUGAUCGAUCAUGUGUCAAAGAUUGAAGGUCGCGAGAAGAUCCUACAGAACCAUACUCAAUUCCAAAAGUUCAUCUCAACCAAAAAGACGCCCUCUACAGAUCCAAAGGCAACCUAUUGUAGUUCAGAUGAUGGUAUGGCACAACAUGCUGCUACCAGGGCAUGA